UAAUGAGAAGGCCCAGAUCCAUAGCUGAAAAACCCUAAUACAUAGCUUCAUUCUAGUUACGGCGUCGAAUUAGAGGCAUAGCAACCAUAGAAGCGUGUUGUUGCAAGAGCCAGAGCUGCAAUGGGGAUCGAUCUUAAGGCUGGGGGUAAGAGCAAAAAGACCAAAAGAACAGCACCCAAGUCCAAUGACAUCUACCUCAAACUACUUGUCAAGCUCUAUCGGUUCGUUGUUCGGAGGACUGGCAGCCGUUUUAGUGCUGUGAUACUCAAGCGCUUGUUUAUGAGCAAGGUUAACAAGCCUCCAAUUUCGUUGUCAAGGUUGAUCAAGUAUACAAAGGGGAAGGAAGAUAAAAUUGCUGUUAUAGUGGGGACUGUAACUGAUGAUAUCAGGGUAUAUGAAGUUCCAGCAUUGAAAAUUACAGCACUCAGGUUUACUAAAAGAGCGCGGGCUAGAAUUGAAAAGGCUGGCGGUGAAUGCUUGACAUUUGAGCAGCUUGCCCUAAGGGCUCCUUUGGGUCAGAAUACGGUCCUUCUUAGAGGCCCCAAGAAUGCUCGGGAAGCUGUGAAACACUUUGGUCCUGCUCCUGGUGUCCCACACAGCCAUACCAAGCCCUAUGUAAGAGCUAAGGGAAGAAAGUUCGAGAGGGCUAGAGGAAGGAGGAACAGCAGAGGAUUUAGAGUUUAAGAAGAUUAUGUUCUAUUUUUUUUUGAAGUGUUCACUUCUGAAAUACAAGUUUUUGUUAUAGGCGUUGGCGACAGAUUUUAUUAUAUUUAUGUUCUGAUAAGGAUUUUCAGUAUUGACAUCUUGGCUCCCUUGUUUUACAUUGACGUGAAUUAAAAAACUCGCAUUUGAUUCCACCUAUUGAAAAGCUAGUCAUUUUUCGUGA
Messenger RNA from Cajanus cajan (pigeon pea), 886 nucleotides. Its product is annotated as large ribosomal subunit protein eL18y. The record is from RefSeq and is a predicted model, not a curated record. Lineage: Eukaryota; Viridiplantae; Streptophyta; Magnoliopsida; Fabales; Fabaceae. Gene Ontology annotation, cellular component: cytosolic large ribosomal subunit; ribosome. Gene Ontology annotation, molecular function: RNA binding; structural constituent of ribosome. Gene Ontology annotation, biological process: translation.